UAUAAUGUGACCCAAAUAAUAGACUUCUCAUUCCACGAACAACCAGCAUGUGAGAAAGGAGACAAGUGAAAAAAAUUUAAGUUUGAAUAAAUGAAAGUGUUUCUAAUAUGAAGUUGUGUUUGGUUGUUUUCACUUUCAUCUUGCAUAUUUUUGGUGCCCACCUGUUGAUUGUGCCUGACGAAAUCCCGACUAUUUUAUCAGUGAUUUACUCAAAUAUUCCCGUUUUGAAAAAAGGGACGGACUCUAGACUAGGAUGGGGCUUCCGUCUGGGUGACAGGGCCGACUUUCAAAUCCUCGUCGAGUUGGGGCCCCAGACGUACACCCAGCCGUUGGCCAAUCAGGGCGAUAGUAGCAACAAACGAAACACUUUGAACACACUUUCGGACACUUUGUAUGCCCAGAGACAGAGAGACAAGCAACAAAAACAGGAAAAACAAGAAAAAGAGAAAGAAAUUUCAGAAGGUGGCAAAUGGUUGGAGACUUGGAGUAAAAGUGUGCGCGAAAAACCGGCCGAAGCCGAGGCUCAGGAGGUGCCCCCGGGGGCCAAGCCCGGAAUUGCAGUCGGGGAAAUCGACGCCAAGUCGGUAAUCCCCGAUGAUGCCACUUUGAAAUUACUGGAAUUGCAUAAAGAAAAACAAGUUACAACGGAAAGUGAAAGUACGACCAAGUCAGAGUGAUUGUGUUGCCAUUAGAGAGGACUAUUUGGUGCCAAAGAUGUGGGGGAUUUAAUAAAAUUGUUGAAAAAUU
This is a messenger RNA of Tribolium madens (black flour beetle), 747 nucleotides long. RefSeq lists its product as uncharacterized. The transcript is spliced from 3 exons. The record is from RefSeq and is a predicted model, not a curated record. Bases 108 to 677 code for a protein of 189 amino acids. NCBI's taxonomy places the organism in Eukaryota, Metazoa, Arthropoda, Insecta, Coleoptera, Tenebrionidae.